AGCCAGGGCCAUCUAUCCUCUGUGCCAAGUAACUCACUGCAAGGAGAGUGUCCAUGAAUUAGCACCAAAAGGAAUUGAAUCGAACUGCACUUUUGGGUCAUUUUCGGCCGAAAAAUUUCGCUGGCCGAAUUUUCGGUGCAUCCCUAGUAACAACCUUGGUGUUUAUACAAAAACUAGUCAGGCUUCAGGUUCGUUUAGGUUCAAGAGAAGAGCCAGGCAGGUAUGCGCGGACUGAUUGCCAAUAAAUUUGAAUGAUCUUAGUUCAGGGCUCGAAACUAACGAUUGCCCGAUUGCCCGGGGCAAGUAGCGAUGGCAGACGGGCAAGUAGAAUUUUUUCCUCACUUGCCCGAACUUGCCCUGCCAUAAUACCAUGUUUUCAAGCUGUAAAAAGACGAUUUUGUGCAUAAUUUCUCGCAACAUCUGCCGCUUCUGGUCCGACAUUUUGUUUUCUAGGGAGCGGUUAGUUUCUCGUAAGUCUGCAAUACAUUGAUAACGGCAAAGCGCUUCGUAAUUAAAUGCAUGCUCCCUUACCCGUCCCUGGCUCUUCUGCGCCUGCGCACCAGCAGAGCUUUUUUCCGGUUGGCGGAUACGAAGGCAUACGAAGGCAAAACUUAUAGUGUUGUCUUUUUUAUUGCAAAAAUGUGUCGGGCAAGUAAAAAUCCACUCCAAAAAAAUUCGGGCAAGUAAAAUUUUGUUUCGGGCAAGUAAAAUUUUCUCUAACUUGCCCGAGGGCAACUUGGGCAAAAAAUAAGCUUCGAGCCCUGUAGUUAAUUCUGAACAAAGCCACACCUUUAAUUGCGAGGGUGUGGACUCUUGUGUAAACACAGCUUAGCGGUUCACCCCUUUCAAAACUUUUAUUCCUUUUUUUUUUUAUAUAAUUAGGUUUAUAGGAUACAGGUCACAGUGGUGGAUUUUGUUUUUCUUUUGCCAUCUCAAGAGGGGUAGGCAGACCUUUUACAUCCACUGCAGAUUUUGGCCACUAUGGUGAUCAUUUGCUCAUAAAUAUUGGAUUAUGACAGUACAAUUUGUUCCACAAUAUUCUCACCUGAGCCCCAAAACCUGACCAGUGAACUUCCCUAAGCCGACGAAGGUGGCAACGGUCACGCCCACCAUCGCUUUCAGCAUCUUCGGACUGCAUUCAAUAAUGUACAAGGUGUGAACAGACAUAUUGAUUCCUGCAAGUAGCCAAAAGAAGCAUUUUAGGAGCUCAUCCUGAGUUAAAAAUUAACCAAAUAUUAAAAAAAAAUGUUGCUUCCUAGUCUCACCUGAAUUGACACCGUGCAGAAGUCGUCCUACCAUAAUCAACUCAAAGGACAUGGCUUUUUGGCUCAAGAGCAUCAACAGCGCUCCAAUUAUAGCCACAAAAUUGUUUAACAAAAGACAUUUUCUCCUGAUGGGAAAACAGAAACCUGCAUGUAUGCCAAAUGUAAUAGGGAAAGAGAAGCCUUUAUUUGCACACUAACCUGCCAACCAUCGAGAGGCAUGGAGGUGCCAAGAACGAGCCCAGCAAGCCGCCAAUGCAGAAAAUGGAAACAAUAAAGGACCAUAUGAGCGAGACCUGCCAAUCUUCGGAAGGGGCAGUCACUACAGAUAUUCCAAAUCCGUAUUGAAAUGUCCCACCGAUGCCCGAGAUGAAAAUGGCAACGAUGACAAGAGGACAGUUCAGCUGUGAGGAAAAAGCACGUCAGUGGCCAAGAAGCACCUCUGGCGUUUGGAGAAAACGACUGCAAUCUGUCCUGUCCCCAUUGCCCCCUCCAGGUCUGAGGGAUUUUUAAUAGAUGGAUGGAUCCACACACGCAGAGAAGGUGGGAGGCGGUGUCACGUGUCACGCGGAUCCAGCCAAUCAGGAGUAAGUGCGCAAUGCGAUGGUGUGCAGAGGGACUGUUUUAUGAAAGGGCGCUUCGUGUUCAAUGAGCGAGUGUGUGAGAAGUUCGUUCACAUACACGCUUAGUAAACGUGGAAGCAACUUUAGUGGGGCAACAUAACUAAAGAGGCACAAAAUGCAACCGUAAAUAGUGUGAUCGACAUGAGCGCAACUUCGCUUGAUGCAAAGGGCUGCAGCGGUCAAGCGAUUCCGGGGGUCGGAGAAUACUAAUGGCCCCGGGCAUACGGCCGCUCACGUGGCCAGCAGCCAAUCAAAUGAAUCAAGUCGCCGCGGUUUAACUCAUAAAAGAGGCUGGACCGGAGGGAGGCGAGCGCCUUGUGGCCAAUAAAUGUGCACGCGUGUGGAAUUUAUGAGUCCUUGAUGGGUGAUAUCGGUGCGAAAAGAUAGGAUGUGUUUAGAUGUGUAAUAUCGAUAAAAUACAGUAGCUGGUAGUGGAAACAAAUGUACCUGUUUUUUGUUUUUUUAACAAGUUUGGAGGGGAUAGCAGGAAUGGCGUGAAUAAAUCAUGGAUAAAUAUUUCAUUGAUACAUUUCUUAGAUGGAUAAAUUAAUAUUUCAUAGAUGAACAGAUGGCUAGAUAAAUACAUGGGUUGGUCGAUUGAAAGAUGGACACACAAGUGAUAUAGAAAGAUCGAUGGUUAUGUAAUAGAUAUCUUUAGAGCUAGAUGGAUAAAGAAUGCAGGCACUAGCAAACGAAAACAAACAUGGUUUGGAGUCGCAAUGACAAAACAAAAGGUUUUAUUGAUAUGAGUGAUGUUGUGCUUGCCUGAUUUAUUUAUAGAUAAUAUAAACUAAAGUUGCCAAGAACCAACAUCUUAACCCUAUUCUACAUUGUUGUUAAAGCUGUAAAAUGACUUUAAGGACACAUCAUAUUGUUGGGCACACGUUUGGGGUAUUUUAGAUGGGUUGGGGGGGUCAGAACACAACUAUACUUAAUUUAUAUAUGUACGACCUGGUACACAAGGCAGAGUCAGUUAACCCGUGGCAGCAAGCGUUUUAUGACGUAGUAGCAUUUAGUUGUUUUGGUCGAAUCUGCUAUGGUCUCCUACAAGAGCCGACAUGGCUGUCCUGGUCCGAAUAGCACACCACCCUUUGCCGGAUGCUCAGUGGUAGGCAGACUGCUGCUGCUGCUUUAAAAAAAAAAAAAGGAACUGUGACAUGGGAAGCCCGUUGCAGCUGCGGAACCAUUUCAAUCGAGAGCAGCAGUUGGAUCCGAGUCAGUGCCACCGGCACCCCUGCAGACAGCCUUCGCGCUCCACCUGCACUUGCACCGACUGCUGCACCUGCCAUGGCCGGGAGAGCUGCGUACUCCGCGGGACGUCGCCGACGCACACCGCGGUAACUUUGAGGACAUCUUCGGAAAAAUCUUCCAGGCGAGGCGUCCGCGACCCGACUCCCUCUAGUCAUGCUACUUCCUCCAGGCAUCCCCCUCCUCCUCUUCCUCGUCGUCAGCAGCAUCCGCAGCAUCCCGGGGCCAGCCACGCGAACGCCCCCCACCAUGAGACAGCCAUGAGCAGCUGCAGAUACAACGGCGGCGUCAUGCGGCCGCUCACUCACUUGAGCUCGUCCCGCAGGAACGUGCACGAGUUCGAUUCCGAGUCGCAGCCCCUGCAGCCCCUCUCGGCGGCGGACGCGUCGGACACCUUGGCAAGCUCCAAGCCGGAGAACCACUCGGCCGCGCUCAUGCCGUACGCGUCCGGGGACGGAAGCGGGGGCUGCGGCCACGGCGGGGGGAAAUCGGGCAAGAAGAAGAACCAGAACAUUGGAGAGAAGCUCGGCCACAGGAGGGCCUUGUUUGAGAAGAGGAAGCGACUCAGCGACUAUGCUCUAAUCUUUGGGAUGUUUGGGAUCGUUGUAAUGGUAAUAGAAACUGAACUCUCCUGGGGAGCCUAUGGAAAGGAGUCCCUGUAUUCAUUAGCUCUAAAAUGCCUGAUAAGCCUUUCUACAAUCAUUCUCCUGGGACUGAUUAUCAUCUACCAUGCGAGAGAGAUCCAGUUAUUUAUGGUGGACAACGCGGCCGACGACUGGAGGAUAGCCAUGACCUACGAGCGCAUCUUUUUCAUCUGCCUGGAAAUCCUGGUGUGCACCAUCCAUCCCAUCCCGGGAAACUACACCUUCACCUGGAACGCCCGUCUGGCCUACACCUACACGCCAUCCCAGACGGACGCUGACGUGGACAUCAUCCUGUCCAUCCCCAUGUUCCUGCGACUGUACCUCAUCGCCCGCGUCAUGUUGCUGCACAGCAAGCUCUUCACAGACGCAUCAUCUCGGAGCAUCGGGGCGCUCAACAAAAUUAACUUUAACACUCGCUUUGUUAUGAAGACCCUCAUGACCAUCUGUCCCGGGACGGUGCUGCUGGUCUUCACCAUCUCGCUGUGGAUCAUCGCGGCGUGGACCGUGAGAGCUUGCGAGAGGUACCAUGACAACCAGGACAUCAACAGUAACUUUCUCGGGGCCAUGUGGUUGAUCUCCAUCACCUUUCUUACGAUCGGAUACGGAGACAUGGUUCCAAAUACGUACUGUGGGAAAGGAGUCUGCCUCCUGACUGGCAUUAUGGGUGCAGGCUGCACGGCCUUGGUGGUGGCUGUGGUAGCAAAGAAGCUGGAGUUAACCAAAGCUGAAAAGCACGUUCACAAUUUUAUGAUGGACACCCAGCUCACCAAAAGAGUGAAAAAUACAGCUGCGAAUGUUCUCAGGGAGACGUGGCUCAUCUACAAAAACACCAAACUGGUGAGGAAGAUGGACCAUGCCAGAGUCAGGAAGCACCAGAGGAAAUUUCUCCAAGCCAUUCAUCAAGCUCGAAAAUUGAGAAGUGUUAAAAUGGAGCAACGCAAGCUGAAUGACCAAGCAAACUCUCUAGUGGACCUUGCCAAGACUCAGAACAUCAUGUACGACAUGGUGUCGGAUUUGAACGAGCGGGGAGAGGACAUGGAGAAGAGGAUCGCCUUGCUGGAGACCAAGCUUGAGACUCUACUGAGCAACUUGCAGGCUCUGCCCGCGCUCAUCAGCCAGGUGAUUAGCCAGCAGCACAGGGACUUCCUGGAGGUGCAACUGCAGCCUUACGACAAACACAGCACCGAACGCUCGCAGUCGGCGUCGCGGCGGCGGUCGUCGUCCACGGCGCCGCCCACCUCCUCUGAGAGCAGCUAGGGUCCGAAGGGAAGGCCUCCAUUGAAGACUUUUGCCAUCAUAUGGCUAAGUUGCAUUUAUCUUAAAGCCUUAUGGCUUCAAUAAGUAUUAUCCCAAUUCUGAUGACAGAAUCCAAUGACAGUGGAUACGUGCGGUUUAUUUUUUGCUUUCUAUUACCUCGUGACGCUUCCCUCAGUAAAGGCCUGUCGUCAGCUGGGAAAAUACUGCACUAAAAUAGUGCUUCCCAUUGGGGGAAUGGUUUGAGCUGGAUGGGACCGGAGUAACAGUAGAAAGCAAAUACAAGCAAGUGUAAUCGUUUAGGUUAGAAACAGCAUCAAUAUUUAUGGCAAGAUUCAUUCGUAGCGGGGGUUCACUGCCCUGAGAAAUGUAACGAGAGAUUUUCAAUACACAGACAAAACGUAAACACAUUACAAUUGUAAUAGAAAUGAACCCAAUUUAUUGGUUUAUGAUCUCCAAAUGAUAACUCCCCAUCGCAAAAUUGAAACUACUUCUGACACUUUGUACCUCAGCCGUAAUAAUAAACCGUAUUUCAUAUCCUUCCUUCGUAACAAAUUUCUUUGUUUGAAAUUAUUUGAGUCCCACUGAUAGUUUUGUGCAAUUAACUUGCACACUAGUUGAAUAUUAGCAUGUUCCCACAUAUGUUAUGAUCACCAAAAGACCAAAUAAAAGGUAGUUGGUUGCUAUUAUAGAGCUAUGCUAGAGGUAUGCUAAAAGUACUUUUAAUAAAAAAAGUACCUGAAAAUGAUUUUUAGGAAGGAGGGCGAAAGAGUGCAAAUUAAUUUGGGAUAUCAAAUAGUGAUUUUUAAAGUAGGGUGUACGCAGACUGACAAUCGGGGCAGAGUGGAGCAGUUAUUAAAUCAUGCAAAGAUCCAAUUCUUAGAUGUCUGUUAUGUGGUAACAGCAAUGUUUCCCGAUCUACUCGAAAAUUGUAUGUUUUUAUGGGGAAUGUGCGCCCUCUUGUGGCGUUGCCCUUAAUAGCAGAACUCCAGAAUGGGAAGCAGAAACUAGAAAGACCAGAAAUAACAAUCUACUCCAUAAAACCAUCGAUCAGAAUAAUCUUUUACAGACAACCAAUAAUUGGGUCUUUGCAGACUUGAAUCUGAUUAUCGGUAUGCAUGUACAGCACAUGAGUAAAAAUUCUCCAGCCAAAGUGAAUGCAUCAAAGUCUGUUACUGCACUUUUAUUAAUUGAUGCACUUCAUCAAUGACUGAUGUUUGGUGAUGUCUUCCAACUAAAGAAGAUUUUGAGUUGUCAAGGGUGGUUGAAUGAAGGCUUGUAUGUUAGGACAAGCUCAACGUACAUAUCUAUACAGUACAGAUGUCACAAACUCAGUAAUAAUGAAUCUUGUCUUGUCUUGCUGUGUUUCACUUCCUUCCUUCCUUCCUGUGCUCCUCAUGCUCAGCUGGACAACAGCGACUGAUGUUGAACAACUCGCUGAAUACCGUAUCUACCUUAUAGAAAAGUACUAUUUUUGUAUAUUUUGAUGAGGACAAGCACACCUCCUACUGUGUAAUAAUGAACAGCAACGAGGAUCUGGGCACAAACAGAUUCAACAUACCGAGCAUGUGGCGUUAGACUCAUCAGAAUGGAGUACUAUACAUAUAUAUUGAGUAUGAAAUAAAAUAUUUGAGGUUCUUUACAGAAUGUAAGAUAAUUACCGACUUGUUUUUUUUCUCAAUUAUA
Molecule: messenger RNA, 6717 nt
Organism: Syngnathus typhle (broad-nosed pipefish)
Lineage: Eukaryota; Metazoa; Chordata; Actinopteri; Syngnathiformes; Syngnathidae
Gene: kcnn2
Product: potassium calcium-activated channel subfamily N member 2
Exons: 12
Coding region: 3043-5034 (663 amino acids)
Biological process (GO): potassium ion transmembrane transport
Cellular component (GO): neuron projection; neuronal cell body; plasma membrane
Molecular function (GO): calmodulin binding; small conductance calcium-activated potassium channel activity
Source: RefSeq, a predicted model, not a curated record